AUGUCAUCCGCGCCCAUAACUGGCGUAGCGUUCUUCACUUCUCUGAGUAAAGUGCCGCCAAACUAUACCGUUCUAGCUCGCACGAAAGACACACACGAAGAUGCCGACCUUGGAAAAGAAACUAUCUUCAAAAAAUCCGCACGCUAUCUGGGCUACGAGAAAGCCCCGUUCGAUCCCCAAUCGCCACCGAAAGUUCUUGUGGAGCUGAUAAUAGCAAACGAGAAGGAACCUGUACGCAGUGGGUUUCAGGCCAUCGACAAGACCCACGACACGCACAGCAGUGCCCCGGCCAAGCGCCCGGCUCCGAAGCCCAGUCCCUACCCCUCGCUGCACGGUGAUUCUGUCUCCUCACCCAUCUUCCAACCCAUGUUUAAUCGUAAGUCGCCAGUGCGUUGUCAAUAUUUGCCCCGCUUUGGGGAACUGCUCGCUCCGUCUGGUUAG
Molecule: messenger RNA, 441 nt
Organism: Dibothriocephalus latus
Lineage: Eukaryota; Metazoa; Platyhelminthes; Cestoda; Diphyllobothriidea; Diphyllobothriidae
Source: the annotation of a GenBank genome assembly